This is a messenger RNA of Equus quagga, 2945 nucleotides long. RefSeq names its product zinc finger protein 584 (gene ZNF584). Lineage: Eukaryota; Metazoa; Chordata; Mammalia; Perissodactyla; Equidae. Gene Ontology annotation, biological process: regulation of DNA-templated transcription. The record is from RefSeq and is a predicted model, not a curated record. Bases 154 to 1434 code for a protein of 426 amino acids. The transcript is spliced from 4 exons.
CGGCGCGCGCGCACGGUCGGCCGCCGGCUGUGGGCGCGCGCCCCUCGAGCAGCGCAGCGGGCCGCCUUCCCUGGAGCGCCGAGGCCGAGUUCGCGGAAGCUCGGCCCCCGUCGCGGUCAGCGCUGGCCGCUGCCCCGUCGUCCGCGGGUUCCGAUGGCCGCGGAGGGGCAGUCAUUACAGGGCCCAGUGACCUUCGAGGAUGUGGCUGUGUAUUUCUCCCUGGAGGAGUGGAGCCUCCUUAAUUUGACCCAGAGGAGCCUGUACCAUGAUGUGAUGCUGGAGAAUUUUGCGCUCAUUGGCUCGCUGGGAUUUGCACCUUUGAGGUCCCAUGCGGUUACCCAACUGGAGGAUGAUGAAGAACAGCUCUGGGUACCCAACAUGGUGGACAUGAUCCUGGUCAGCAGAACAGAGGCCGAGAGGGGCCCUGGUCUUGGUUGUCUGUGCAGACUGGAGGAUGAGGAAGCUCCUCCCAAGCAGGUGAAGAGCUGCAGAGUUCACCUGUCAGAGAAGCCCUUUCUGUGUGGGGCGUCUGGGAAGGAUGUCCCAGCCACCUUAGACCUCCUCCUGCACGAGGCCGCCCACAGCAGGGGGAAGCCAUGCAGGAGCACUGAGCGCAAGGCCUUCCCACCCAGCUCCCGUUGCCAGCAGCAGCAGGGAGUCCAAGCUGCACAGAAGCCCUUCAAGUGCAGUGACUGUGGGCAGGCCUUCCUGAAGGCCUUUGCGCUCCUCGACCACUUAACUCUCUCUGAAGAGAGACCCUUUAGAUGCCCAAAAGGUGGAAAUGCCCCCAAAGAGACAUCAACCCUUGCUAGUCACCGAAAAAUUCACACUGGAGAGUCAUCCCAUGUGUGUAACGAGUGUGGAAAGGCCUUCAGUUACCCAUCUAAGCUGAGGAAGCACCAGAAGGUUCACACGGGCAUAAAACCUUUCAAGUGUGGUGAGUGUGGUAAAACCUUCAACCGCAAAGAUGCGCUUGUCCUGCACCAGAGAAUCCACACUGGAGAAAGGCCGUAUGAGUGCAGCGAAUGUGGGAAAGCCUUCAGCGUGUUGUCCACCCUCAUCCGGCACCGGAAAGUUCACAUUGGAGAAAGGCCCUAUGAGUGCGGGGAAUGUGGGAAGUUCUUUAAAUACAACCACAGCUUCAUUCUUCACCAGAGAGUGCACACUGGAGAAAGGCCCUACGAGUGCAAACAGUGCGGGAAAGCGUACGUGACCCGCUCUGGCCUCUACCAGCACUGGAAGGUCCACACUGGGGAGCGGCCCUACAAGUGCAACCUGUGUGGAAAAGCCUUCACGACCAGGUCCUACUGCAAUCGGCACCAGCAGUUCCACACUGAAGAGAGGUCCCAUGAAUGUGCAGAAUGUGGGAAAGCCUUCAAACAUAGUUCCACCCUCCUUCAGCACAAGAAAGUCCACACUGGAGAAAGGCAGUAGGAGGACAGGGAUGUGGGAAAGCUUGUAGCCAUGGCUGACACCUUGUUCAUCAUGAAAGGUCUCACUCGAGAGAGAUUAGGAGAGUAGCCAUUUGAAAGCUAAACCUGGCAGACCCCACCACCACCCUGGGGUGGUGCCAGGAGUGUUGGGAAGCUUUUGGGAGCUACAUUGCACUCUGACCUGCCCAGGCUGUUGGCAGUGUUAAGUCACUGCCAGUUUCUGUGACAGAAGCCACCCCACCUCUACCACCUGGUCUGUCCCCAUGGGUCUAUCAGUCACCCCAGUGUACUCUGGGACAGCAGACCUCUGUGCUCCCCACUCUAUAUAGGAGAGAAUCAUGAGUGGUGGAACCCAUAAUGGGCCUAUUCCCUCCCUUGACUGGUUUAGGUGUGGACGUGACCUAGUUCUGGCCAAGAGUAGCUGAGAAGUUUCUACUGGGAUCUUCCAGGGAAGAUUAACCACUUUCAUGGAUGCUAUGAGACUACACGUGGUACCUGUCAUGGAUUUAUCCAACUCUGGAACUGACUCACUGCUCUGGAAUGUAUGGUAACAAAGGCCGUAUUGUUUAAGCCACUUUUAUUUUUGGGGGUUCUGAUCCCUGUGUGUGGAGGGACUGAGAACAGAAUUGGGCUCAUAAAUAGAGGGAAUGGCUUCUUUGGGGGUCCCUGACUUUUAUCUACCUCAGUGGGGAGAGCAGGACGGCAGACAACAGCUCCAGUCAAGAUUGGCCUAAUUUUCACUGGUGUCUGAGACCUCCAGAGAAAGACUGAAGAGCUUUGUGGAUGAAUCUGGUAGCUUGGAUGUCAGGUUUCUUUGUGGGUCCAGAGCUUGUGAAGAAUGGGGUCAUUGCUUUAAGAUCCCCCAUGUGUGUAAGGACAAGAGAGCUGGGUCCCUUGUUCCCAGAGAAUGUUGUACAACAUCUAGCAUUGGUCAGAAGAAGCUGUUUCCAGAAUCAGCUCAGAAGCCAUGUUCUCUGAAAACUAGAGUGUGGAAGUAAGUUCUAGACUGACCAUAGGACCUACAGGGGCCUGUUUAAAAGAGUAAGUGGGCACAGAAAUACUGAGUGGAGUAACAUGGGGGCGGGGGGGUGUCUGGUAAACUAGAGUUUGAGUUGGAUCUAAAGAGGCACCCACAAAUGUUCCAGCAACUGUCGUUCCACGGUGUGAGGAGUGCAGAGUUAUCUGUGGCUGAGGUCACUGUUAGCAAGUAAGCUACAGGUUUUCUGGAUUCUCAUCAGCUUCCUGAGCAUGUCCACCUCAUGGCCGUCACCCUGGGCUGAGAGAAGGGAGAUCCCGUAGUCCUGGGAUGUGGUUUGUGUGACCCAGUUGGGUUCCCAGUGUGUCUGCACACGAUAGCCUUCGUUGUUUUUGCUGCCACUGUCCCGGGGCUCAAAGGAGAGAAGUGGUUGAAUCAACAUAUGGAUCCAGAUCUUCUGGUUUGUGGGGCCUUUUGAUUUAAAAAAUUUGGAAAGUAUUUUCCCAAAAGGUAAAUAAAAUGUCAGUUCAUCAAAA